AUGAAUAUGUUGGAUGAUGAAGAUGACCAAAGCUUUCACGCUACGCGUGACGGCUACUCCCAUUUGAGCGAUGUCGAAUGGGAUGCGGUUGAAUGGAUGGGUUCAAACAUGGGCAUCCAUGCUGUUAGCGUCAUGCUAGAGGCUCUCAAUAGAGAUGCCCAACAUGCUACUAUCGCCAAGUUCAUUCAAAAUGAACUUGACGCAGAACGCAAGAAAGUAGCCUUGCUUCACCAACAAGGUUCUCAACAAUCAGAGCUGUUGAGAGAACAGGGUGCUCAACAGUUUGAACUGUUGAGACAGCAGCAGGCUGCUGCUGGCGGGUCGAUGCACUCGCGUCGACCCGAGACUUUGAAGAUUGACAUCUCCAAGUAUGGGGGGUCGAAGAAGACUCCCUCUUGA
Messenger RNA from Peronospora matthiolae, 399 nucleotides. NCBI's taxonomy places the organism in Eukaryota, Oomycota, Peronosporomycetes, Peronosporales, Peronosporaceae. The record is from the annotation of a GenBank genome assembly.